AGCGCGGCCGCCAUUUCGGGGCGUGCCGAGCCGAGCCGGGCGCGCGGCGCCCUCUGGCGGCCCCGCGGCCAUCCCAGAGCCGCCCGUGGGCGGCCAUGAAGUCCGUGCUCGUCACCGUGGGCACCACCAGCUUCGACGAGCUGAUCGCGGCCGCCCGCUCCCCGCCGGCGCUGCAGGCGCUGCAGAGCCGCGGGUUCCAGAAGGUCGUGCUGCAGGUGGGGAGGGGAGCGUGGCAGCCGCCGGUGCCCGGAGGCAGCGCGGCCCUGGAGGUGGAGGCGUUCCGCUUCAAGGACUCGCUGGCAGAGGACCUGCGGAGCGCCGACCUGGUCAUCAGCCACGCAGGUGCAGGUAGCUGUCUGGAGACUCUAGAGAAAGGAAAACCACUAAUAGUAGUAAUAAACGACAAGCUGAUGAACAACCAUCAGCUUGAACUGGCCAAACAGCUCCAGAGAGAUGGGCAUGUCCUCUGCUGUAACUGCAGCACUCUUGUGGAGACGCUGCAGAUGAUGGACUUGUCAACUCUGAAACCUUUUCCUCCCGGACAGCCAGAAAAGUUUGCUUCGUUCUUGGAUAAAGUCGUUGGGUUUCAAUCGGCGGCCGCGCGCGGAGCGCCUCGCGCCGAGCUCGCGUCCGCCUCAGCCGGGAAGAUGCAGAAGGGCUGGAAGAAGUACUUCGGGCAGAAGUCCUUCAGCGAGGUGGCCAUGGACGAGUACCUGGGCAGCCUGGGACUCUACCGCAAGAUGACGGCCAAGGACGCCUCCUGCCUCUUCAGAGCCGUCUCGGAGCAACUGUUUUCGUCUCAGAUUCAUCACCUGGAAGUCAGGAAGGCUUGUGUCUCCUUCAUGAGGCGGCACCAGCCCCGGUUUGAAUCCUAUGUGGAAGGCUCGUUUGAGAAAUACCUAGAGCGACUAAGAGAUCCAAAGGAAAGUGCUGGCCAGCUGGAAAUAAGUGCUUUAUCAGUGAUGUACAAGCGAGACUUCAUUCUGUACCGGUACCCUGGAAAGCCACCCACAUACGCUACAGACAAUGACUUUGAAGACAAGAUUUUACUGUGUUGUUCCAGCAAUGGCCAUUAUGACUCUGUGUAUACAAAACAGUUUCAGGAAAAUGCUGCUGUUUGCCAGGCUCUGUUAUAUGAGAUCCUGUACAAAGAUGUGUUUGGUAUGGAUGAGGAAGAAUUAAGGUCUGCAGUUGAGGUGUUUCGAAGUGGAUCCAAGAAGAACAGAAACAGUGGUCGUGUAGGAAGUGAGGAUGCAAACUUCGGUUGUCUCCAUGAGAAAGUGUCCAGAAACCCAGCAGAAAAGAGGGUGGAUGACUGGGAAGGCAAUGAUGCUGACAAUCGAGAGGAAGCUAAGUUCAAACAAGGCAUUGAAGAAGAAAAGCCUUCAGAAAUUCCUCCAAAGAUGCCUGUUCCUUACAAAGUGCUAAAGGCCCUGGACUCUGCCAUCUAUCGCAAUGUGGAGUUUGAUGUUUGGCUGGACAGCAGAAAAGAGCUUCAAAAAGCUGACUACAUGGUGUUUGCUGGGAGACAGUACUUUUUAGGAGACAAGUGUCAGGUACGUCUGGAGCCGGGAGAGAGGUAUUACAAUGCUCAUAUCCAGGAAGUUGGACAGGAUGGCAACACAUUGACUGUCUUUGUUGAGGAGCUGGCAGAAAAACACACAGUUCCUCUGGCAAACUUAAAGCCAGUGACUCAAGUGGCUCCUGUCCUUGCUUGGAAUGGGACUCACAACCGAAGAGGAGGAGCCUAUCAGAAAAUAACAGGUGGCCACUUCUCAGGAAUAGACAUGGGGAUGAAAACACGGAAGAGGAUGCUUAAGAAAGUCCGUGGCAAGGAAGUCUUCAUGACCGUGGCUUACAGCAGGAGUCAGCCCCUGCUCCCCCCCCGGCUCCAGCACAGCGUUCCUUCGGGGCGCUCUCCUCCAGCCCACUGCUCACAGGAUGCUGCAGAUGUGGCACCUUACAAACCCUAUCACCAGCAGAGUCCUCAGAGGCACCACCGUGGCUUUGGGAUGCUGAGGGGAUCUGCCCAGUUUCUGAACAGGCACAAUGUAGUUGGCCCUCAGAUAGCAUUCUACCCCAGUCCAGGAAAGAGAUGUUACCAGAGCUAUGACAACUUCUCCUGCAGGUCCUGCUCCUACAGCCGGAGCCGCCGUCAGGUGCAGAGUGAGAACAAGGAGUGUCAGGAUGAGUUUGUAGCAGGGACUGCAGAGGAGCCUCAAGGGCCAGAAGAAACCAUAACUUUCUAUGAAGUUGAAGGAGACAAUGACGCUGCUUUUCCUACCUUGCCAUUUGCUUUUCAGAGCCAGAGUAGUCCUGCUCCCACUGUCCACAGUCCAGCAGGAUUUUGGGUAGCAAGGAGAAACCAGAACUCUGUUUCACCCAACAAGCAGCCCCUGAAUUCCUCAGAGGAGGAGGAAGAAAUAAGUGAAAAUGCUUCCUGUUCUAUCUCCCUUGUAGGAAAAUUUCAUGAAGAAUAUAUCUAUGCACCUCCAGAUCCUGACUGUGAAACUGCACCAGUGUUUAGCUCAGCAGAACCUGCAGCAAACUUGGAAGAAGGACCUGUCUCGGUGUCACCUCAGGAUGAAGGGGCUUCCUACAGCUACCCCCAGAAGGUGUUGGUGAGCUCUGCAGGAGUUUCAACCUCCACAGAUGUUUUUACUGCUACAGCUACAGGCCUGUCUUCAAAUUCUGCUGCCUCCACUCCAGCCAGUGUCACCACAGCAGCUCCCCCACAAACAGCAGUUCAGCCUGUCAUAGUAUCUCCCUUUUCUGUGGGGAGGCCAGAUACAAAGGUCUUGCGGUAUUAUUUUAAUCUGGGAUUGCAAUAUUGCCAUCAGAGCUAUUGGCCUUCCGUGGUGUAUGUACAGCCAGUGCUGCCUCCAUCUUCAGUGGAAGUUUACCCAGCAUAUGCUGAGCCAGCUCCAGUUUUGGAUCAGUCAGUACCUCAGGUCUUCCCUGAUCCACGGCAAACUGAGGUCCAGGUUCCCUUGGAAGCACCAGCAACAAAUGGUAACUUCCAAAAUGCAGAGCCUCCACCCCUGUCCUACGGGCCAGUGUAUUACCCAGUCGUGUCGGACCCCUUCAGCCAGCAGGCCCUGCCUGGCUUUGACACUGUGGUACCUGCCUAUCACUAUGUCAGUGCCUGGCACCCAGUGAACCCUGCACCUGGAAACCCACCCCAGAUGGCCAACGCUGUGAGCUCAGGACCACCCCACCAGAUCAGCUAUAUCGCCUCACCUCACCCUGUCCCUCACGACGUGCCUCAAGGAAUGUAAAUCAGGGAGCUGGAAACUCACUCUUGCUUUCUCCUUUCUUGUUUGUCAGCUCUUGUUAAUAUGGUUUUGUAAAUGUUGUCCUGUCUUAGGGGGCUGAGGCAGUUGAUGGAGCUGCAUUUCACAUUUCAUGUUUCUCUUUAGGUUUGUGCUGUUAGGUGACAAGGUGUUGUUUUAGUUGAUUAGGGGAGCAUAGGAAGAAAGUACACACAAACUGUAAUGCAGGGAACACAACCUGAAUGUGGCUACAUAAAAUAUGUGAAAAAAACCACGCUGUCACUUAAGGCAUGUAUCUCUGAGAGGUUGCACUGAACACCUGGUUCUUGUUGAAGCACUAAAAUAGACUGCCACUACAACUACAGACAAAAAUUGGGCAUAGAGUCACUAGAGGGUGAAAAUGUUUAAAUUGGCUUUCUCAGGUUUUGCAGAACAAAGCUGCUUUGCCACUAGUGGUCACGUACUUACAAUAGCUGUAUUUCUUCUGUCUGCCUUCACACUGCAUAGAGUUCAGGACUGCAAAUGCAAGAAUAAUGUUUUGAUCUGUAUAUUGUAUAUUUGUAAGAUUUGUUUUGUGAAAGCUGUUGCACACAUGGUGAUAAUCUUUGGUGUUAAUUUGCACUGACAGCACAAAAUAAAAGCAUUGAACACGUGAAAA
Messenger RNA from Empidonax traillii (willow flycatcher), 3930 nucleotides. RefSeq names its product ALG13 UDP-N-acetylglucosaminyltransferase subunit (gene ALG13). Gene Ontology annotation, biological process: dolichol-linked oligosaccharide biosynthetic process. The transcript is spliced from 27 exons. The record is from RefSeq and is a predicted model, not a curated record. Gene Ontology annotation, molecular function: hexosyltransferase activity. NCBI's taxonomy places the organism in Eukaryota, Metazoa, Chordata, Aves, Passeriformes, Tyrannidae. The coding region runs from base 96 to 3278 and encodes 1060 amino acids.